This is a messenger RNA of Chaetomium strumarium, 1311 nucleotides long. RefSeq names its product mitochondrial carrier domain-containing protein. Lineage: Eukaryota; Fungi; Ascomycota; Sordariomycetes; Sordariales; Chaetomiaceae. The transcript has 2 exons. Gene Ontology annotation, biological process: transmembrane transport. Gene Ontology annotation, molecular function: transmembrane transporter activity. The record is from RefSeq and is a predicted model, not a curated record. The coding region runs from base 210 to 1178 and encodes 322 amino acids.
CAAAUUUGCGACUUCAAAACACAGUUGUCACGGCUGUUCGCCACAAUAGGGAAGGAAGCAUCAAUCGAACUAGUAUCGUAACCGAGCGCAAACAGGGCCUGAUUUGGCGACUUGGCACUUACAUCUCCAAUAUUGAUCGCUCUUAGUCAUUACGGUCUUGAUUUCGACAAAAAGCCCCGGCUCAGAAUCCGAUCCGAGCAGCCGGAUGAAUGUCGGUCAAGGGUGACCACCUCAAAGAUGAGGGCUCCCGUCUGCAGGUGACCGCCGCCGGCGCCACAGCCGGUCUAAUCUCUCGCUUCGUCAUCGCGCCCCUCGACGUAGUCAAGAUCCGGCUGCAGCUGCAAACGCACUCGCUCUCGGAUCCGCUCUCACAGCGCGACCUCCGCGGCGGCCCCAUCUACAAGGGCACCCUUCCCACGCUCCGGCACAUCGUCCGCCACGAAGGCAUCACCGGCCUGUGGAAGGGCAACGUCCCCGCCGAGCUGCUGUACGUGUGCUACAGCGCCGUGCAGUUCACGACCUACCGCUGGACGACGCUCCUGCUGCACUCGGCCUUCGGCAACAACGCCCUGCCGCAGUCCGUCGAGUCCUUCGUCGCGGGCGCGGCCGGCGGCGGCGCGGCCACGGCGGUUACGUACCCGCUGGACCUGCUCCGCACGCGCUUCGCGGCACAGGGCAUCGAGAGAGUCUACACCGGCCUGUGGCGGGCCGUGGUCCAGAUCCAGCGCGAGGAAGGCGCACGGGGCUUCUUCCGCGGCCUGGGCCCGGGGAUGGCGCAGAUUGUGCCGUACAUGGGCUGCUUCUUCGCCGUGUACGAGACGCUGCGGCCGCAUCUGAUGGGGCUGGAUCUGCCGUUUGGUGGCGGAGGUGCGGUGGCGGGGACGAUUGCCAGCGUGAUGGCUAAGACGGGAACGUUCCCGUUGGAUUUGGUCAGGAAGAGGAUACAGGUGCAGGGCCCGACGCGGAGCAGGUACGUGCAUAAGAAUAUCCCGGUGUAUGAGGGGACAUUGGGGGCGAUGAGGACGAUUGUGAGGACCGAAGGCGUGAGGGGGCUGUACAGGGGGUUGACCGUCAGCCUGUUCAAGGCGGCGCCGGCGAGCGCGGUCACCAUGUGGACCUACGAGCGGGCGCUGCGGUUCUAUACCGGGCUUGGACAGAGGCAGGAGCAGAGGAUUUAGAAGAGCUGUACGAGGACAUAAGAUACCCUAGACGAUAGGCUGUACACCAGUGUAACACAAACAUGAAUAGAGUUUCCGGGUUGAUGACACCCACCGGAAGUAGUAUCUUAUUCAUCCCAAAGCAAAUAUUCUC